Molecule: messenger RNA, 608 nt
Organism: Dothidotthia symphoricarpi CBS 119687
Lineage: Eukaryota; Fungi; Ascomycota; Dothideomycetes; Pleosporales; Dothidotthiaceae
Exons: 2
Coding region: 1-438 (145 amino acids)
Source: RefSeq, a predicted model, not a curated record
AUGUCGUUCAACAAGUUCAACACCUUGAUGAAGCGUACCCUCGCCAUCAACGCCGCAGUCGCCGACCCUGCCGCUGCGCCCGCCUCGCCAGUGUCACCCGAGUCCGCAGGCACUGUAGCGCAUCCAGAAUACCGUCUCAGUCAUACCCAUCCUCGAGCAGUACACGCAGUAUUCGACAAUCUACACGCUACCAUCGAUGCACUACGUGUGCAGCUCGAUCACCAGCAAGACAUGCAUAACAAUCAGGUUGCGGAACUGGUCAAGGACAACAACGACCUUCGAGAGGAACUGAGCGGAAAGACGAGUUUGAUUCGAGUACUUCAGGAAGAAGUUAGGCAUUGGCAGGAUGUCAUUGAUGUUGUGAGAAGAGAAGCAAAGGGCGAGAAGACUACCCCGCUUGACAAGUUGAAGAAUCUCUUCCGCAAGGGUGGCGACUAAAGCAGCUACUGUAACAUCAGUGGACCAAGAAUCAACACAAUUACCUGGGUUUUGAUAACCGUAACGGACUGCAUGGUGGAACACACGAAGUGCAUUUCGUACAAUGGGUUUCUCGGGAUGAGACGGUUUGAAGUUACGAGAUAGCAAGCCACCAGGAUCGAUGAAACUUU